AUGAAGACCAAAAACAACAACGGCAGAACGGCCAAGAAGAAAAGUGCAACGGCCAAGUUGAAGAACCACCAAGAGGAGAAGUGUAGUAGCAGAGAAACGCCAGGAGAUGCCGCAGCAGAAAAGUGCAGCAGCAGUAGAGAAACGCCGAGAAGAGCACAUUUGAAUGAGGAUUGCAGCAGCAGUAGAGGGCACAAGAGAUCCCACUUCAUAAAAGUGGACGACGAACCCCUCCUAGCUUCAAAUCAAGGCGAGGUAGCUGACUCCGCCAACUUGGUGGGCUGUUGCGACGGUAUUUUAUGCAUCGAAAGCCGUUGCAUCGGCUGUCACUCGGAGGUUUCCAUAUCUCUAUGGAAUCCCGCAUUACACCAGUUCAAAAUCCUACCCACGACCGUGCACAGAAGCGUUUUCGCCAUUGCGAGAGGGUUCGGGUUUGAUGAUUCUUGCAACGAUCACAAAGUAGUUAAAGUCUAUUCGACUACUAAAUCCGAGGGCAAGAAGAAGAAACAGUUAUAUUCAAAUGUUGAUGUUUAUAGUCUGCGAGAUGGCUGUUGGAAGACGAUUAACACGGAACUUAUUACUAUUUCUUGUCCUUUAAAUCGUCCUCCUCUUGCAACGGGUUUGAUUCAUAACAAAUGUUUUUACUGGACUCACGGGAGGAGGAGUAUCGGAAAUUCACACAUUUAUGAAGGCAAAACCCUAGAGAAUGAACCAAUUAUUGUGUACAAAGUCGACUUAACAAAUGGUUCUCGAGUUGCCCUGGAAUUACCAAAUUAUGUAACAAUUCGCCACGGAUAUCAGCUUAGUGGUUUUAGAGGAUUUCUUUCUGUUUCGGGUUGGGAAAAUGCAGAGCUUAAGAUUCAGGAGCUGAAAAUGUGGUCUAUGGUGGAGGAUUUUAUUCAUGGUGGUUAUAAAUGGGUGAGGCAAUUGUUUGUGGUACCAACAUUUUUGUACAAUGAUAAAUUCGUCAUCAACACAAACAGCAAAAUGUUGUUGGCCUAUAAGCAGGGAGGCCGAACAAAUCUGGUGGUUUAUGAUUUCGUGACCGGAACCAUUGAUGUUCUACCAGCAGCUGGUGGAGGAUCAGUAACUUGUCCUGGAAGUUUGCCGGAAUCGUCGGCACAAUACUUUGUUGCUUACAAUUACAUCAAAAGCUCGGUUUCUGUUGUCCCUCGAUGGAAGCCGAAGCAUCUUAAGGGUUUGGCUAAAAGAGUGUUUACAUGUUUUGCUCGUGAGUGCUUGGUUGCCUCCUGA
Messenger RNA from Oldenlandia corymbosa var. corymbosa, 1251 nucleotides. Lineage: Eukaryota; Viridiplantae; Streptophyta; Magnoliopsida; Gentianales; Rubiaceae. The record is from the annotation of a GenBank genome assembly.